AUGAUGUCGAAGCAUGGCUUUGAUUCGUCUGCGAUUGAAGCGCUUGCAGUUGUUGCACGAGCAAGCGGUUUUGCUCUAAAAGCAAUUGCGUCAUGGAAGCUGAAACACCAGGGUCCUGUGGAAUUGGAGCGUGCUGACGUAAACGACCUGCCGCAGUGUAUUGCGAUCUUUCCCUUUCGGAUGACUGAAAUGUACUUUCCCAUUGAGCUGAACGACCACGUGAUUCUGAGAAGGCGCGACUUGUCCCGGAGUGCGGAGGGCGAGGUGACGAGCAGGGAAGGCGAGGGAUCCAGGCAGCCCAUGGCAGCACCGCGCAGUCUCAUGUUCUGGCACAUGUUGGCUUCUUGGGAGGCAAGAAGAGCAAAGCACUACAACGAAUUUGCAGCAGUCAAGGCUCUCCGGAAGAAGGAGUCCCGCAAUGGUGUGGUUUAUCUGAUGUUGCACACAGCAGCUAUGGCGAGGCGGGGCCUCUUGUUGUCGACACAAGACAUCCUGAAGCAGGGGGAGCAGACGGAGGCCGACAGCGAUAGCAGCGUGGAUUCGGACACCUCAGACGAGGCGAAAGCAGCCAAGGCCCAGGCAGUGUGCCAGCAAAUGAGCUGCAAGGAAGCAGCUGCCAAGAAGGCGAAAGCUACGAAUGCUGAGGAUGGUCAGAAAGGCAGGUCAGAUGGCAUCACUUCCGGUGCAGGCAAGCGUGAAGGCGACUCAGAGGAGACUUCGUCCGGCUUGCCUGGGGAGGAAUGCGAGGCAUCUUUCGUGCCGGGCAACCCAGCAAAGCGCUUCCAAAUCCGAUGGAAGUCCUGGCCUCAGCAGCUGGCCUGCUGGCUUUGCCCGGUGUUUGAUUGUCAGGGUGGUCGCCCACCGGUGCAAUUCGGAGAGGACGCGCCAGCCGGCACUUCGUUGCCAUCUUCCGAAUUCCUGGCGCAGAGGCGAGCUCACUAUGACGAGGGAGCAGCUCUCCGCAGCAAGCACUCGGAGGACGGAGCCAGUCCUGGAGGCUUGAGCGACAUGGACAAGUCAGCGGCAGCAAACCCCAUGGAUCCUACAGAGCCGCAAGAAGCCGCAGUGAGCUUCAAGGUGGAGACUGUCUCGGGUGAUCACCAAGGCAGCGGCACAGAUGCAUGGAGGUCGAAGCGCAAUGCACACUACCGCGACAUGGCAGCAGCUUUUCGCUCGAAGCCUCCCGUCUCUGACGGUGACAGCGAGGAUAGUUCGUGA
Messenger RNA from Symbiodinium sp. CCMP2456, 1218 nucleotides. The record is from the annotation of a GenBank genome assembly. Lineage: Eukaryota; Dinophyceae; Suessiales; Symbiodiniaceae.